This is a messenger RNA of Plasmodium vinckei vinckei, 2403 nucleotides long. Its product is annotated as ATP-dependent RNA helicase DHX36, putative. Lineage: Eukaryota; Apicomplexa; Aconoidasida; Haemosporida; Plasmodiidae. The coding region runs from base 1 to 2403 and encodes 800 amino acids. Gene Ontology annotation, molecular function: ATP binding; RNA binding. Gene Ontology annotation, biological process: spliceosomal complex disassembly. The record is from RefSeq and is a predicted model, not a curated record. Gene Ontology annotation, cellular component: catalytic step 2 spliceosome; intracellular anatomical structure. The transcript is spliced from 3 exons.
AUGAAGGAUUUACCAAUAUUAAGAUAUAAAAAUGAAAUAAAAGAAAAAUUAAAAGAUAAUAAACUUAUCGUUAUAAAAGGGGAAACAGGAUGUGGUAAAACAACUCAGGUGCCACAAAUAAUAAAUGAAUUAUAUUUUGAUGAAGAAGAAAAUGAUGAUAAAGAAAGUAUUGACAAAGAUGAGGCCCAAAGAAUCCUCGUGUCUUUGCCAAGAAGAGUUGCUACAAUAACUGUAGCAGAACGUGUAUCGAAGGAAAUGAAUAGAGGGAAUGUUGGUGAGUAUGUAGGAUAUAGUAUAAGAUUUAAAAAUGUCUGUUCAAAGAAAACUAAAAUAAAAUUUGUAACAGACGGAAUAUUAAUAAGAGAAAUAAUGGGGGAUCCAUUAUUAAAAAAUUAUAAAUUUAUUAUUUUAGAUGAAAUACAUGAAAGAUCUAUAAGAACUGAUGUAUUAUUAGGAUAUACUAAAAUAUUAUUAGAAAAAAGAAAAAAUUUAAAAAUUAUUCUUAUGUCAGCUACUUUUGAUAUAAAUAUUUUUAACAGCUUUUUGGGAAAUCCUCCAAUUAUAUCAAUUCCUCAUAAAAUUCAUAAAAUUUCAAUUUUUUAUCCAAAAAAUUUAAUAGAGGAUUAUCUACUGUCUAUUGUAUGUACAAUUUUACAAAUACAUUUUGAAAAUUCUUAUACCAAAAAAAAUAUGAACAGUUCAGAAUAUUAUGAACAUAACGACCUAAAAAAUGCAGACCAGGAAUUAUGUAACAAUACAGAUAUUUCAAAAAAUAAAAAUCCCAUUAACACACAAACAAAUUCAGAUUUAGUAAACGAAAAUGAUGAAAAUUAUAAUGAUAUAAUCGGAGAUAUUUUAGUUUUUUUACCUGGACAAGAAGAAAUUGAAAUGGUUAAUAUCAUGCUUAAGGAAAAAUUAAAAAUUAUUUACAAGGGAAUAUUAUUAAAAAAAUUAAUGAAUGAUAAAAAAAAUACAAAUAUAAAUGAUGAUGAAGAUAUUGUAACUAAAUUUAAUUAUGCAAUGGGAUCACUUCAUGAAAAUCCUGUUAAUGAUAUAUCUUUCCAUUUUGGUGAUACAGAAAUAAUUCCAGAUAAAAUUUAUAGCAUGAAAAUAUUACAGCUAUAUUCUUCCCUCCCUAAUAAAAAACAAAAAAUGAUUUUUGAUCCCGUUCCCCCUAACACGAGAAAGGUGAUCCUCAGUACAAACAUCGCUGAAACAUCCGUGACGAUCCCUAACAUUAAGUACGUAAUAGAUAGCGGUAAAGCAAAGGUAAAAUUUUUCGAUGAAAAAAAAGGAUGCAGUGUUUUAAAAAUUACAAAAAUAACAAAAGAUUCUGCAAUUCAACGAAGUGGGAGAGCAGGAAGAGAAGGACCAGGAAAAGUUUAUAGAAUAUACACUAAAGAGGAAUAUGACAAUAUGAAACCUUUUUUAAUACCCGAAAUAUUUAGAUCUGAUCUUACACAAAUAUAUUUGGAGCUAAAGGCAAUGAACAUAAAAAAUCCACUAGACUUUAACUUUCCGGAGAAUCCAAAAAAAGAACUUUUUAUACAUUCAGCAAAAAUGUUAUUUAAAAUAAAAGCAAUCGAUAUAAAUAAUAAUUUAACAGAAUUAGGAAGGCAAAUAUCUUUACUUCCUCUUAGUCCUAUUUAUGGGAAUAUGCUAUUAUCAGCUGUUUCUUUUAAUUGUGUUGAUGAGAUGGCUACAUUAAUAGCCCUUUUAAAUUGUGAUAGUAUUUUUUUAAAUUUUAAUUUUGACGAUGAAAUUGAUGAUACAGAUACCAGUUUAGCAACAAUGGUUAAUAAAGGGAAGGAAAAAAAUGAAAAUCAAAAUAAAGAUAAGAAUAUGAAAGAAGAUGAAAAUUAUGAUGACCUCAAAAUAAAUGAUAAAAAUAAAAUUAUUAACAUUGCCAGGAAAAAAUUAAUACAUCCAGAUGGUGACCAUUUAACAAUAUUACAUGUUUUUUAUUUAUGGGAAGAAGAGUUAACAAAUAGUGGUAAAAAACAAUUUUGUAAUAUGUAUGGAUUAAAUAAUGAAGUUUUAAUAAAUGUACAAAAAAUUAAAAAACAAUUAUUAGAAAUAUUAUCAAAUAAAUUAAAAAUAAAAAUAAAUAAAAAAUUACAUAUGCAUCAAUGGGAUAAUAUUAUGAUGUCUUUAUGUAAAUCAUGUUAUUUUAAUGUUGCAAAAAAUAUAUCAAAUUCUUCUGUCUUUAUGAAUUUAGUAACAAAAACGAAAUUACGUAUACAUCCUUCUUCUACUCUCUUUAAUUCUUUUACUAAACCCUCGUUUAUUUUUUAUUCGGAUGUUGUACAAACAAAAAGAUUAUAUGCGCGUGUUGUCACAAAAGUAGACCCUGAAUGGCUAAUCAAGUUUGUCCCAAAAAGUUUUCAAAUAGCCAAAGACUAA